This is a messenger RNA of Poecilia reticulata (guppy), 1232 nucleotides long. NCBI's taxonomy places the organism in Eukaryota, Metazoa, Chordata, Actinopteri, Cyprinodontiformes, Poeciliidae. The record is from RefSeq and is a predicted model, not a curated record.
AUGGCUAUAAUCUGCUCCCGGCGAGCAAAACUCGGGGAGAUGUCGGAGAAAAGAUCCGCAAAUUCAAACCUGGAGGACAAACCAGGCGUGAACUUGUACAAGCCCCAUUUUGAUUUCUUGCCUGGGACCACCCAGCUGCGGCUUCAGGCCUCCAGCGAAGCCACAGCUGCCGCCCAGCAGGUCGUUGUCGGGCCCGAUGGGACCCCUGGUUACCAGCAUGUGGUCCAUCUGUCACGGAGGCUGGUGGAGCUCUGCAGGAAGGGCUACGUGAACAACGCCGAGGUAGAGGAGAUCGUGGGGGUCUGUAGCGUACCCAUCCCGCUACAAGGACUCACUGACGAAGGGGAGGUUCAAGAAAAGCAAGACCUACGCUCCUGGCAGCGUAGCCCAGCCGGGGGUGGAGAGCAUGAAACGCUGCGUGGUGGGAACGGGGAGCGGUCCCGCCUCCAGCCGCCUGGUGGAGGCGGUGAUGAAGCAGCUGUGCGCCAUGUACCCGGGCAGCAGGAGGGUGGAGGGGAUGUUGCUCAGCCAGUGGACCUGGUCUUGAGGGACUACAACACCAUCAGGUCUGUGGUGGUGAGCCAUCCAGCCCUCAAGACCAGAACCUCCCUCCAGCUCUUCGCCAUCAACCAGGCGACCCUCUCCCAGUGGCACAAGAAGUGGACGGCAGCCAAUGAGAGGACCAUCCUCAUGGCUGCCGUUCCUCCACUCCAGGCCCCCAGAGAGGCGGCGGAGUCCCUGCUGCCUGCCAAGGAGCUGCAGCGGCCACAGCCUCCUCCCAGCACGUCCCUGGUGUUCCAGAACAUCUGUCCUCUGGAGCCCAGAGACGAGACCGGAGCCUCCCAGCCUCCUGCAGGUUCAAGGCCCUCCACCCCUGCGCCAUCCACCAGCUCUUCCUCUCUGGAGGCCCCAGGCCCUCUACCCGCUGGAUCCAUCACACCGAAGUCCACAGUCUGGAACAGAAAGAAGCUGCUGCGCCUCCAGGAAGCUGCAGCAAAGGAGGGAGCGACUUUGAAAGUCAGAGCUCCCUCCAUCAAUGUCUGCAGCGGCUGUGGACUUUGCUAGAUCAAGGAGACGGGCCACAGACUCCUGAAAAAGCCCAGCGGGGAGACGGUCAACUACUGCCCUGUGGCUGCCAAGGGGCAGAGCGGCUGGCCUCUUUAUAAAUAUUGUAUAUAGUCUUAUUUCAUUUUGUAUAAUAAAAAAUUAAAGUAUUCACAUCUGUGCAUAUA